AAAAGUGACUUUACUGUUUUCAGAGGAGUGGCCCUUACGCAAUAGGUCUUCUAUUUCCUCAUUAGUACCAGCGGCUCUUACUUUUGGCAGGAAAAUCAAGGGUUUCACACCAACAGACGGGGCAACUGUCUGCGUUGCUCUGCAUUACACAGAUUUGUCCAAACCUUUGAGCUACAACAAUGCGAGGACUUUAUGCUAUUUUACUCUUUUACAUGUUUGUCUUCUGCAUCAUGGCAAAGAAGAUGCGCUGGUGCACAGUGUCAGACCCCGAACAGAGGAAGUGCGCAGAACUAGCUAAAGCUCUGGUGGCGGUGCUGCCUCCAGCUGUUGUGGCUGCUUUCGCCAGACUCUCAUGCAUACGAGCGUCCAGCACGACCGACUGCAUCGACAGGAUCAGGGCAAACCGAGCUGACAUAGUGACAUUAGAUGCGGGCGAAGUUUAUUCUGCUGUGAAGCAGUUCGGCCUUGUUGCCAUCGCCAAGGAGAUAUACAGUGACGGAGGCUGUAUUCUGUCUGUGGCUGUGGUGAGAAACAGCAGCUUGGACGUACGAUCCCUGCGGGGGCUCAGGAGUUGCCACAGUGGGGUACGAUGGACGGCCGGGUGGAGUCUUCCCCUCGGCUUCCUGCUGUCCCGAAACUACCUCAGCUGGUCCAAGGAGCAGCCGCUCAGCCAGGACGUCAGUGGCUUCUUCGGUGCCAGCUGUGUUCCCGGAGCUGCUGCCAUGGCACCUCGUCUGUGUGCCCUGUGCCAGGGCCAGAAGUCUUACAUUCGGCAGAAGAAUUACCACUGCGAGACGUCCCACAGUGAACCCUUCUACAACAGCCAGGGUGCCCUCAGGUGUCUCAGGAGUGGGGCAGGGGAUGUUGCAUUUGUGGACCAUUUAGCCCUUGAAAGCAUUGAAGAGAGUGAGAGUGGUGAAUUCAGAUUACUGUGUCCCGAUGGCACUCAGGCUCCUCUCAGUCACUACAGAAACUGUCAUCUGGGACGCGGCCCAGGAGGAGGCAUCGUCACCAGAGUCAAUUUCCGCAAGGUUGCACGCAAGUUUCUUGUGACAAUGCAGAUGCUGUUUGGCCAACGGGGAAGAGAGAGGCAUCGCUUCCAACUCUUCAACUCGUCGACUUUUGGGGAAAGCGAUCUUCUCUUCAAAGAUGUGACCGAUAAACUAUCUGUUCUGCCGGAUGACAUGGACGUCAGUCAGGUGCUGGGGCUGGACUAUGUGGCUCUCCUCAAAGGUCUCGGACAUGAAGGGAGCUCACUGGAGGACAGUGUUGUGCGAUGGUGCUGCAUCAGCCUCGCAGAGCAGAAGAAGUGUGAACAGUGGGCUCUGAACAUUAAGUCAGACCCACUGGUGUGUGUGAGAGCGGUCUCGAUGCGAGACUGUAUCGAGAAAAUUAAGAGGGACGAGGUGGAUGCUGCCUCGCUGGAUGCGACACACUCAUUCAUCGCCGGGAAAUGUGGUCUUGUUCCUGUGGUAACAGAAUAUUAUGGCAGUAAAUGUGUGCUUGCUGAGGGAUCAACUCACUCGGAGACAGAUGUGUUGCCCUCAGUGGUGGGCGUGGCGGUUGCAAAGCGCUCCAGCAGAAGCGUCUUCAUCGGGAACCUGGGAGGGCGUCGCUCCUGUCAGGGCCACAUGUACAGCCCCGCAGGCUGGAUGCUGCCCUACAGACACACAUUAAGCCUGGAGCUCAACAGAAGCUCCUGUGAUCCAAACCAAGUGUACAACAAGGUGUUUUGGAAAGGCUGCCUUCCUGGCUCUCAGGGGAAUCUGUGUAAAGUGUGUCUGGGAGGCACCGGGGAGGCCGCGACCAAACGCUGCGCUGACAACCACAAUGAGCGUUACUAUGGCAACAUGGGGGCUUUGAGGUGUCUGGUUGGAGAUCACAGUGGAAAGAGCUACGGCGACGUGGCCUUCCUCGAGCAGCACAACCUUCAGGACAACAUCUUCAGUUUGAGCUCCACCGGUUGGGCAGAGGGUUGGACGCCGUCGGACUUUGAGCUGCUGUGUGACGACGGCCGUCGGGCCCCGUUGUCGGAGUGGGAGAGCUGCAACCUCGGAGAUAUCCCAGCGAACACCGUCAUGACGCGGCCAGUGCUCACGGCACGGGUGUACGACUUCCUCAUGAAGUCGCAGGAAACUAUGGCUGCCAAGCCAAAUGGCGAUUUCAAGCUCUUCGAGUCUCGGCAGUAUGGAGACAGCGACCUGCUUUUUAAAGAUUCAACACAGUGUUUCGUCCACACGAGUCAUAUGGACUACCGCUCCAUCCUCGGAGAGGAGUUUUACACCCGUGCAGAAAGCGUCUUCAACUGCACGCACUCUGAUAUCCUGGACUUCUGCAAUCAGGACGUGUGCAGCAUAUUCUAACCGACAUAGAGAAGGAAACAGCCUUUUUAUGUUCUUCUCUGUGGUUAAAGCCUUUGUACAUAUUUUAGUUUCAUCCAUAACUGACGAUGGGAAUCACCAUCAUCAUCAACAUCAUGCUCACAAAGAAAAUUUGCUGAAAGAAUGAUGGGGAGGAACUUUCAACGUUUGCAACAAUUUUUCAUCAGUCACUGCAUUUGCUUUCUCUUAUGCAACACUAAGGUGCCAUUAAGUAAUCCAUCAUAUGAAGUCGAAGUGAUGAAUCAUGUAUAAUCUCUUUGUUUCCUACAAAGACAGGAGAUGCUUUGCCGUUGUAAAUGUUUUUAAGUUUGAAAACACAAACCAGACAUUAUCUCAGUGAAGUCUCGCACAGAGAUCCUGCGAUGAUGCUCAGCACCAUGGUUACUGCAGAACCACACACAGAUUAGCAAACCUGUGAGGUUUCAGAUGAUAAAUCCGUAAUUGUUAAAAUAGACCAGUUAUAUCACUGUAUUUGUUUGUGAAAGUCUAAUAUUCGGAUGGGGUUUUUUUGGUUAGUUUUUAAAAAAAAAAUAGUUUUCAAGCUUUUCUGAAACACAUUACCUCAACAGUGAGGGGCAGUUUCAUGAAAUAUUUUUCAGUGGACCAUCUACACUUGUUAAAAUUAUUGAAGCAUUGGUUGCAACAAAGAUAAACAAGUCUGUUGCUCACAGAAAGAAAAUCUGCAGCCGCAGCUUCUGUUGAAGGUCUUUUUGUUAUUUUCUCCUCACCAUGUAGAUCAAUAACAGAAACAGUUGCCUUCAUGAAGGUUCUUAUGUUCAGUGUUUUAGAGAGGCUGUAGUUUAUAUUUGUCUGUAUAAUGUGUUUUUCUAUUUGUUUUGUUUUUUGUUUAGGUACAUGUGUAUAUCGCUUGUAUAAAAAUUGGAUAGACA
Molecule: messenger RNA, 3271 nt
Organism: Scophthalmus maximus (turbot)
Lineage: Eukaryota; Metazoa; Chordata; Actinopteri; Pleuronectiformes; Scophthalmidae
Gene: sxph
Product: saxiphilin
Exons: 17
Coding region: 180-2363 (727 amino acids)
Biological process (GO): iron ion transport
Cellular component (GO): recycling endosome; early endosome; plasma membrane
Source: RefSeq, a predicted model, not a curated record